AUGUCGCAUCUAGAUGGAGUGGCAGAACCCUAUCAUCAUCCAGACACCACAAGAAAGCCAGUGCUGCACUGUUCCAAGCCUGCAGAUAUCACCCACGGGUCUCUCAGUAGCCCAGCAAAAGCAUUUUUUACUCCUGGAACAUCUGUAAGCUACAUCUGUGAGCCUGGUUUCUCUCUCCUUGGGACAGCAUCCAUUUAUUGCACACCAUCUGGAGCCUGGAGCCAUCCUCCUCCUGUCUGUCAAGUUGUGAAGUGUCUCCGUCCUCCAAACAUCCCCAAUGGGAAGCUCAAAGGGAACAUCUCUCACACUUUUUCCUAUGGAGCAUCUGUAUCCUACAGCUGCAGUCCUGGUUAUUCACUCAUUGGGAAUGGUUUCAUCAGCUGCACAGUGUCAGGAGCCUGGAGCCAGCCUCUCCCUCAGUGCAAAGAGAUCAGGUGUGAAUUCCCAGACAUCCAAGGCGUUAAGAAAUCCAUUAAAGGAAACACUUAUCGCUCUGGGUCUAACAUCACUCUGGAAUGUGAUGAUGGUUACAUGUUGGAAGGCAUCAGUCAGAUUCAGUGCCAAGAGGAUUUCAGCUGGGACCCUCCUGUCCCAGUCUGUAAACUGACGUCACAUAAGUCUGGGUCAGUUGGCCUAGGAGUCGCAGCCGCAGGAGUCCUGUUGCUCCUGGGGGUGGGCAUUGUCUGCAAAAUAGUUUCUAAGCAGAAGGAAGGCUAUUAUCAUACAUAUGAAAACUACAACUACCAAACCCCUCUGAACCCAGAAACUGAACACAAAGGCUCAUGUCUUCCGUCAGAUUUAGACUAG
Messenger RNA from Acanthisitta chloris (rifleman), 807 nucleotides. Its product is annotated as complement receptor type 2-like. Gene Ontology annotation, biological process: negative regulation of complement activation, classical pathway. The transcript is spliced from 8 exons. Lineage: Eukaryota; Metazoa; Chordata; Aves; Passeriformes; Acanthisittidae. The record is from RefSeq and is a predicted model, not a curated record. Bases 1 to 807 code for a protein of 268 amino acids.